GGAUAGGAAGGGACGGGAAGGCUCUGCUUGGCUGGCUUGGCUGGCUGGGUUGGCGUCGGUGUCCAGCCGGUGCCUUGGACCGCGGCGAUGUCGGGCUCGGAGCAGCGCUCAGCGGCGGGCCAUGUCCAGCUGGAUAGCAGACCUAUAUUACCCACCACAGAUGGAAAUGAGAACAUCACAGAAGUAGAUGCAUUCAAUAUAAGCAGACAAUCACUUGAUCCUGCAGUGGAAUACAAAAUGAACCAUCAAAGAAGAGGAAUUGCACUAAUCUUCAAUCAUGAGCGCUUUAAUUGGCGUUUAAUGCUGAAAGACAGACGUGGGACUAUGGAGGACAGCAACAAUCUGAAACGCAGUUUGACAGACCUUGGGUUUGAAGUCAGACUUUUUCAUGAUCUGAAUGCAGCAGAUGUGCGGCAGAAAAUUGAUGAAGCCUCUAUGGAUGACCACAGCAAUGCUGACUGCUUUGUGUGUGUGUUCCUGAGUCACGGUGUGGAUGAUCACAUUUAUGCAUUUGAUGACAAAAUCAAAAUUCAGACAAUCACAGACAUGUUCAGAGGAGACAAGUGCCAGAGUUUGGUAGGAAAACCAAAGAUAUUUAUCAUUCAGGCCUGUCGAGGUGAUAGACAUGAUGAUGCAGUCAUUGCUCACGAUGCAACAGACAGCAGCAGUGAAUCCCCUGUCAGUAAGACUGAAGUGGAUGCAGCUGGUGUCUAUACUCUGCCUGCUGGUGCGGACUUUAUCAUGUGCUACUCUGUAGCGCAAGGCUACUAUUCUCAUCGUGACACUGUAUUUGGCUCCUGGUACAUCCAAGAUUUGUGUGAGACCCUUAGGAAGCACGGAUCUUCCUUGGAGUUCAUAGAACUUCUUACUCUUGUUAACAGGAAAGUAUCGUAUCGCAAAGUGCACGUGUACAACAACACUAAUGUUGAAGAGAAAAAACAGAUUCCUUGUUUUGCUUCAAUGUUAACUAAAAAAUUGUAUUUUCAUCCAAAAUCUAAGUAGAUUAUUUAGAAGUGAUGACCAGUACUAUUACUUGCUGCAGAAGUAAAGAAUACCAUCUUAGUUGAGGAGACUUAAUAUUCUACAAGAUUGUCUGCAAAAUCACUGGGAUGAUCGAACAUUACAGUUUGUAUACCUAAUAGUUUCUAAAAUCUUAAAGCAGUUUUAGCUAGAAUUAAACCAGGAAAUUAAUCUCAGGGAAUCUGGGAAAACUUGACUGGUGCCAAACUAUUAGAAGGUGCUCAGAUUUUAUUGAAAUUGAUGCUCCAGACCACUUUUUUUCUUAAAAGUUUCUUGCUUGAUUGCCAUCUAACUAUGGCGCAUUUUACUAUUUCCAAAACAUUUCUAAUAUUCCAUUAGAUUAACUUAUCUUGCUCCCAAGAGCACAGUUUACAGGGAACAUAGUGUGUUGGGCAUCUUUUAAAAUUUGUGGGCAGCAGAAUCCACAACUUUUGUAGCGUUAUGGGGCUUUUUGGGCAUUUAAAAAUUUUCUUGCAACACUAAAAAGGAACUUAAUUCCUUGAGUACAAUUGAAGCAUUAAUAUAGGAUUAAUCAAAUAGGGUUGAUUAAUAAAGCUUGUUCCUUUUGCUUGAAUGUAAUUUAUGUUUGGGGCACAAUUACAGCUUGCUGGUGCUUUGCAUCCUCAGGAGAAAACAGCAGUAGUGAGACGAGACCAUGUGCAGCUUGCUCAGGGUGAGCUUGCCUUGUCCGUAUCUCUAAAGCUAAAGCUGCUGGACAUCUCUGGGCAGCUCUACAAAAUAUAACAUAUGCAAACCUCCAUACUUCAGGCCUUUGAGUUGGAUCAGAUCUCCUCUUGGCCCUGGAGGAAUCAGCCAUACCUCUGUCAUUGUGUACAUAGAAGUGAUGGUGCAUGGUCACCACAGGAUUGUUACUGCUGCAGCAUCAGUAAUUCCAGUGGUGCUGACUUGAAGCAAAUACUUCUUUCAUUUGUUUUUUGGUUUUGUUUUUUUUUUUUCCUUUACAUUAUCAGCUGUUCCUCUGAGGGACAACACAGAACUCAAACUGAGCAAAGUGUCUUAAUCCACUUUCCUGGGGGGAAAAAACUUGGUUUACUGUCUCUGCUUUAGUUAAGUCUUUCCAUAUACUAUGUUCUGAGCCAUAAAUGUUGUAUUUUACUACACCUAUUUUUAAAUUUUGUAUAAAUCAUGUAUGUUUGAAUAUUUUGAUAAAUUCUUUCAAUAAAAUGCAACAGUGAACAGAAAUGAUUUGAUAGCACGAUUGAGAUACCUUACUUUUCCAGCACUAUUUACUAUGAAAGCUUAAUUGUCAUGCUAAUCUAAACUUACCUGUGGUGUUAUGUAGAGUCCAUGCACAGACCAGGGAAAAGGAAGCAGUAAUUGCAGGAAAAGAAUCCUUACUACUCCAUGCAGAAUUUAAUUAUCCUAUGAGCUACUGUUGUGUUAUAUAGUAAAUGGUACUAAAAAGGCUAUUCUUGUUUGUUCUAUC
Molecule: messenger RNA, 2467 nt
Organism: Ficedula albicollis (Collared flycatcher)
Lineage: Eukaryota; Metazoa; Chordata; Aves; Passeriformes; Muscicapidae
Gene: CASP6
Product: caspase 6
Exons: 8
Coding region: 88-1002 (304 amino acids)
Biological process (GO): proteolysis; apoptotic process
Cellular component (GO): cytoplasm
Source: RefSeq, a predicted model, not a curated record